This is a messenger RNA of Nasonia vitripennis (jewel wasp), 1527 nucleotides long. RefSeq lists its product as uncharacterized. The coding region runs from base 138 to 542 and encodes 134 amino acids. Lineage: Eukaryota; Metazoa; Arthropoda; Insecta; Hymenoptera; Pteromalidae. The transcript has 3 exons. The record is from RefSeq and is a predicted model, not a curated record.
UUAGUACUUACAAUGGCGUUACCGUCUGCGGUCAACAUACAAUAACAUUCAAGUCAGUGAACGCGCGACGCACAACAAGUCGAAUUCGUAUAAAUACUUGUUAGUUUAUUAAAACGUAAUCGAUCAAAAGUGUAACGAUGUCCUCUACAAGUGCCAACGCUAUUCCAGCGCUUGCAAAGAAAAGUGUCAAGGCUAGAUUCUGCAACACUAAAAACGACUUGCUAAAGCUACGUGAGCACUUGAGAAAGAGAUGUAAGCAACGAAUGAACCAACAACGCGAAGAACUGUUGAACCAAAAGAGGUUUGGUGUAACUACUGAUGAUGCUGUGCUAAACAAACUGAAGGAAAUAUUUCACGCAGAAAUGAAAAAUUUAGUCGUAACAGAACGUUAUAAGAUACCUACAGAAAGAGUCGAUGAAAUUUUGACUCAACUUUCCACAAACGUUGCAGUUGAACCUCAAUCCGCAGAAGAAAAAUUAAUCAUUGAAGAAUAUAAAAGUUUCAAAGAUUUACUAGACGAAUCAGAUGAGGAGGAAAAAUAAAUAACUCUGUUAGUGGUUAUCAAUUGGCAGUAUUUUAGAAGAAUUCUCAAAGUAGUUUGUUAAUGUUUUUUUACUUAUAAUUGUUCAGUUUGCAUGUACCUACUGCAUUUAAAAGUCUUAAAUUUUUAAGUCUCUUAGGCCUCAUAAAAUGGAGCUUAUAGAUUCUUAAAAAUUAAAAGUAUUUCUUUUGUCUCUUGCAUUAAUAAGAGAUAGUAUACAGAUUCCACAAGACUAAUGAUUUAAAAGAGAAGUAUAUGUAUUUUGUGAUAGAAAAAGAAUUUAAACUGUGACCAAAUUUUUCCAAAGGUAGAUCUUUUAUAAAUAAUUCAAUAUUCUUAUAUAUAUAUAUUUAAUUUUUAUUUAUAUUUGUAUUAUCUGUGAUUCGAUUAUGAGUAAUUUAUUAACUUUAGUUGUGUUUAAAAUUUAGUUGAUUCUAUGUAUUGAAAAUAGUACUUUAUAGGCUCAGUGCUUCACGAUACAUUUAUUAAUGUAUCUUUCUUUUUGGAAUACUAUACAAAAUUUCAAAUGUACAUAUAAUACUAUUCUAAAAAGUAAAAUUGUUGGAAAAUAUUUUUUCUAGAUUGAGAAAAAUUGGUUGCAUUAAAAGCCUAAGACCUGUUGAGUACUUUUUUCAUUAAGAUUAACACAUCAGUAAAGUUGUUUGAGAUUAAUACUUUAAAAUAUUACAUUAGAUGUACACAGUAUCUCAUAAUUUUGAAUAAGUUUUUUUUCUUAUGUUCUUAAAAAAGUUACAAAAGAAAAUCGUAAAUAAAAUAAUAUAAAAAGCGUAUACAAGUUUUACCAUACAUAGAAAUAUUUUUUAAUGUUGAUUUACAAUAUCCAUAUCCUUACUUGCAAAAAUAGUGUAUGUACAAACAUUAGAUCACAACAGCAAGGAUAUCCGGCGUUCUGUAUAAAUUUCUUUAUUUGUUCAUCUUAUGCAUAACAUACUUAUGUCGUAAAUAAUAAAUUUAAAUUUACAUGA